This is a messenger RNA of Penicillium pulvis, 2028 nucleotides long. RefSeq lists its product as uncharacterized. Lineage: Eukaryota; Fungi; Ascomycota; Eurotiomycetes; Eurotiales; Aspergillaceae. Bases 1 to 2028 code for a protein of 675 amino acids. Gene Ontology annotation, molecular function: protein binding. The record is from RefSeq and is a predicted model, not a curated record. The transcript has a single exon.
AUGAAGCUUGAUUGGCGUGCGACUGUGCUUCUCCUAGGGACUGUUAGUGCCCGGGAGAUAUCAGAGCUCGAGAAGCUCUACAGAGAGGGAACAACACCGGAUACCAAGAACAUCGAUGGCGUCCAAGUGCCGACACUCUCGCAGGCUUUGCCCUCAGGCCGUGAGAUUAAUCGCGAUGGCUGGACCGCUGACUGCACUACAGCCACGGCUGGCCACACCUGCGAUCAAGCCUUUGAUGCCAACAGCAGCACCUACUGGGAGAGCGACAGCAGUGAAACCUCCCAAAGCAUCACCAUCGAUCUGGGGACACAGGAUUACGCCGUCAGUGGCUUGACUGUAGUACCUAGGCAUGAUGCGAAUGCUUCGCUAAUUGAACAACACCAAGUCUUUUUGAGUGCUGAUAAUGUCACUUGGAACUUGGUUGCGUACGGAACUUGGUGGCCUGAUCAAAGCCAGAAGAUCUCUGCAUUCCAACCCCAAAAAGCCCAAUAUGUCAGACUCUCAGGCCCUGCUCCGAGCGGAAUCGCCAUCGAAGAUCUCAAGAUAUAUGAAGGCGACUUCAUUCCUCCUAAUCCGUCUCUGGGAGCCUGGGGCCCCACUAUCGACUUUCCUCUGGUCCCGGUUUCCGGUGCUGUCGACGCAAACUCUGGUGAGGUCGUCGCAUGGUCCGCCUGGGGUUACAACAUCUUUACUGGCGGCAAAGGAGGCAAGACACAAACUGCAACCUGGAACAGCGGCGCUCAAUCGGUGACGCGUCGUACCGUGAGCAAUACAUAUCAUGACAUGUUUUGUUCGGGUAUCUCGAUGGACGAAGAUGCAAAGAUUGUCGUAACUGGAGGAGCUGAUGCAGACCAGACCAGUAUCUACAACACCACCGUGCGUGACUGGUUCGAGGGAGGACUGAUGAAUGAGGCUCGUGGAUACCAGGCAUCCUCCACCUUGUCUGAUGGACGCAUUUUCGUUCUCGGAGGAUCGUUCUCGGGAGGUGUUGGCGGCAAAAAUGGAGAGGUCUUUGAUCGAGACACCAACGCUUGGUCUAAGCUUCCAGGUGCACUGGCAUCGGCAAUGCUAACCCAAGAUCAACGUGCGUACAGACAAGACAAUCACGGCUGGCUAUUUGCUUGGACCAAUGGAACCGUUUUCCAGGCCGGCCCCAGCAAGCAGAUGAACUGGUAUGGCACCUCAGGAAGUGGCUCCACUACUCCUGCCGGUGACCGCAUUGGUGAUGCAGAUGCCAUGUGUGGAAACGCGGUCAUGUUUGAUCAGGGCCAGAUCCUGACAUUUGGUGGCUCUCCAAAUUAUGAGAACAGUGAAGCCACCAACAAUGCUGCCAUCAUCACUCUUGACACUGACGCGCAAAGUGCCUACGUCCUCUCAAACGCGGGUGGAGGUAUGAACUACAAGCGAACCUUCCACAUCUCUGUCCCUCUUCCUGAUGGCUCUGUCUUUGUGCAUGGUGGGCAGGUGGUUGGACUUCCAUUUGAUGAAAGUCAGCCACAGAUGACUCCAGAGCUGUUUAUUCCCGAUUCUGAGAGUGAGAGCGGGGGCACCUGGGUCGAGCAGCAGAGAAACUCUAUCGUCCGAGUUUAUCACAGCAUCGCGCUGUUGCUUCAAGAUGGUACUGUCUUCACUGGUGGUGGUGGUCUGUGUGGAAAUUGUUCGGCCAAUCAUUUUGAUGGAGAAAUCUAUACACCGGCGUAUCUGCUCAACGCCGAUGGAUCUCUCAAAGACCGUCCCGUGAUUCAGAGUGUGACAGGAGGCCAAACACAACCUGGUGGCACCGUCGAGAUCACCACCGAUGGCCCAGUCGAUGCUCAGGCUUCCAUUAUCCGCUAUGGCUCCACCACGCACACUGUGAAUACAGACCAACGACGUAUCGGCGUUCAAUUGACGCAGACUGAGACGAACAAGUACACUUUCAGCAUUCCUGCUGAGCCGGGCGUUGCGCAGCCCGGCUACUACAUGCUCUUCGUCCUGAGGAACGGAACGCCUAGCCACUCAGUGAACGUCAAAGUGGCUAGUGCUUGA